AUGAUUGGAUUCCUAAGACUACUGGUCCUAUUAUGUGCUGCUUCAAUGCUGAGUGCCCAAACAUCUGAAGAGCCGGUAAAUGCGAAUAAAAACAUUGAUAUAAUUUUUGGAGCCAACCAACCAGGCCAAAGGAUAAAAUCGGAUCCUGACAACAUUAAGACCCCGCCUCCAAUAGAAGUUCGACAAAGUGGAGUCGAUGCUUCGAAUUGCGAGUGUGUGCCCUAUAACAAAUGUGAUACGCCAACGGAAGGAAUAACGCAGAAUAUACCCUGUGGAUUUAUGGAACUAUGUUGUCCGCACCAUAGGUUGCGUACAACGACUUUGAAUUCCACGUCGAAGCCAAAUCGAGGCUGUGGAACUCGCAAUGUUGGUGGCUUGGUCUCGGACAUCAAGUAUGAUAUCACACAGUAUGAAUCCGAUUAUGGCGAAUUUCCCUGGACAGUGGCUAUACUGCAGUCUGGAGACUAUUCCUUUACGGGCACACUUAUUCAUCCCCGGGUGGUUCUGACUGCUGCGCACCAGAUUAAAGAUGGGCAAAUCUAUUCAGUUCGUGCUGGAGAAUGGGACAUUAAAUCCACUAAUGAGCGUCUACAGUCGCAAGAAUUAGAGGUGGAAAGAGUUAUAAAGCAUCCCGCAUUGAGUAAGAGCAAUUUUCAAUACGACGUCGCAAUUUUGAUCCUCGAGCAAUCGUUCUCACUGGAAGAUCAUAUCAAUGUGAUAUGCCUACCUGACAACGGAGCUGCUCCACCACUCACCUCAGAAUGCUAUGUCAAUGGAUGGGCUAACGAUGCCAUUGGUAACUUGGACCAAUAUGAUGUCCUAAUGAAUCGGUUGCCAUAUCGUAUUAUGGAGUUUAGCGAGUGUCAUAAUCGACUUCGAAACAUACUUUUAAAUAUAGAAGAAUUUUACCUAAGCCCUUCCAUCAUGUGCGCCGAAACACAGACAACCGUCAGUUUGAGCAAAGGCUAUGGCGGCGCACCACUGGCCUGUCCUUUUGGAGAUCCGAGUAAAAAUCGCUACCAGCUUAGUGGCAUUAUGUCUUUCCAUUACGGUUACAAUUACGUUUCCAAAAAAACGGGCUUCGUCAACGUGGCCUCGGUGCGAAAUUGGAUUGACCAGGAAAUGACUGCCAAUGGUUUCGAUAAAUCCUACUAUACCGCCUGA
Molecule: messenger RNA, 1164 nt
Organism: Drosophila teissieri
Lineage: Eukaryota; Metazoa; Arthropoda; Insecta; Diptera; Drosophilidae
Product: phenoloxidase-activating factor 2-like
Exons: 1
Coding region: 1-1164 (387 amino acids)
Biological process (GO): proteolysis
Molecular function (GO): serine-type endopeptidase activity
Source: RefSeq, a predicted model, not a curated record